This is a messenger RNA of Closterium sp. NIES-67, 4618 nucleotides long. Lineage: Eukaryota; Viridiplantae; Streptophyta; Zygnematophyceae; Desmidiales; Closteriaceae. The record is from the annotation of a GenBank genome assembly.
GCAAAAAUGUAAAACGUGUUAACACCCGAACCCUUUUCGACCUCGAACUGUGAAAUCGUUUUACGCCAUAUGUACUGAUUUGUGAAUUUUGGGAGACAUGGGAGACCCGGUACCUUUUUAACGCACCGCAAGAUUAAUCUCAUAAAAUUAGACAAAAAACGCUACUUUGGUUAAUGUUCCCGUCGCGGUUCGUAAGAACGCGCCUCCGGCAGAAAAUUAAGAAAAAAAAAUAGAUCAAUAGUGAAUUUUUGGAUAAACCUACAUCCUCGCAUAAAAGAAUCAAUUCUAUAUGCAAAAGAACAAUUAGGUAACUAAUUGCAUCCAUUUUUCUAUGUAUCUUCGGAUUCAAUCGAUUUGGGUGAGGAGUUGCCAGCAAGACCCAUAGAAGACGGUUUCCCUAAGGACAAUCACACACACAAAGAUUCCUGUUUUGGGAGAUGUGCUUUUAUGCGGUGCUAAUAAAAUGCAUUGAAAGAAUGCCUUGGCUUUAAGUAAAGGGACGCUAACUUAGGCGAAACACCAUAGGAAGAAAACCUCUGUGCACUAUGGGUCUCCCCUCGGAAAACCUAUGAAUGAAAACUACAGUGUGAAUUGAAACAUCUCAGUAGCACUAGGAAAGGACAUCAACCGAGACUCCGUUAGUAGUGGCGAGCGAACGCGGAUUUGGCUAAUAGCGCACUAACCUUUUUUGUAUUCUUUAGAAACAGUUUGGAAUACUGUGCCAAAGAGGGUGAAAGCCCCGUAUUUCAUCGUUUACGAUAACGAGUUUGCGCUUGCUAAGUAAAACACAUCCUUUGUGUUAGAACGUUGUAUUAAAUACAGCAGGGGGACCGCCCUCUAAGCCUAAGUACUUCUUAAAGACCGAUAGUGAACAAGUACCGUGAGGGAAAGGUGAAAAGAACCCUAAGAAAGGGAGUGAAAAAGAGAUCCUGAAUUUCGAUGCAAACAAUCAGUCGCCCCUGAAGGGGACGGCGUACCUUUUGCAUAAUGGGUCAGCGAGUAAAUGGACACAGCAAGCUUAAGCUGUUAAGUGUAGGCGUAGCGAAGUUGUUUUUUUAGUUGUCUUCAUUUGACCCGAAAUCGAACGAUCUAGGCAUGGACAGGUUGAAGAGAGUUCUAACGAGCCUUGGAGGACCGAACCCACGUAUGUGGCAAAAUACGGGGAUGAUCUGUGCCUAGGGGUGAAAGGCCAAUCAAGUUCGAAUAGCUGGUUUUCCGCGACAUCUGUUUAGGCAGAGCGUAUAAAGAAAGUCAAUGAUCCGAGGUAGAGCACUCAAUGGAUUAGGGUGGCCCAAAGCUUUACCGACUCCAAGGAAACUCCGAAUGCGGUUUCAUUUGAAGUUUAUACAGACAGACUUUGGGUGAUAAGAUCCAAGGUCGAGAGGGAAACAGCCCAGAUCGUAUGCUAAGGUCCUUAAGCAAUCACUUAGUGGAAAAGGAAGUGAUCGAGCGAUUACAACCAGGAGGUGGGCUUGACUCUUCCAGGCCCUCCUGUCUUAGUCUUUGCCUAUCGAGUUAGAUAGAAAAAGAUCUAAGAUAAACCAAUUUGGCUAUAUGCUGAGAACGCCUAAAUAGAAAAUAUCAGGGGCCAAUCAGCAGACUCAACUGGGUCUCAACGACUACACGCCAAAAACUUUUUCAAAAACUACGUAAUGAAUUUAUGAAUCCAUUCUAUAUUAGCGGACUUACGCAAGCUGACGGCUCUUUUUUUGUUCUUUUUGAAAAAAGAAAAGUUGUUUCUGCGAACCAGAUAAAACUAAAACCAACAUUCACUAUAACUUUAGAUCUUGCCUCGAAAUCCGCCCUUGAAGCGAUAAAACACUUUUUUGGUGGUAUCGGCGGGCUUUGCGAGAAUAGGCAAAACCAUUCAAUAGAAUUUAGAGUAAACUCAAUACCACAAUUACGGAAUACUAUUAUCCCGCAUUUUAUGAAAUAUCGAUUAUAUGGGGAGAAAGAACAUAGUUUUUUACUAUUCAGCCAAGUGGUAAAAGCCAUUUCGGAGAAGAAAGAUUAUGAUAAACAAGAGCUCGCGCAAUUAGUCAAACUCUGUUUCGCCAUGAAUCGUUCUACUCAAAGAACACAAAGCCAACUUGAUUCGCUCCUUCAAGAAUUGCCCAUGACUGCAUUUGCUGCUCCUGAAGUCGCACCUGCUUCGCAGCCUCCCGCUGGUCGAAGAGGAAGCUUGAAUAAAAGUCUUCUCUCUGAUACCCCGCCUGCUUCGACGCAGCGUAGGUCGAACCUGCAAGACCUUUUUCUUGUGGGGCUUAUUGAUGGAGACGGCUGCUUUUCAGUGAGCUUUUUAGCAAAUAAGCGAAUCUUACUUGGUUUUCAUAUCACCGGUGCUUUAACCAAAAGUCAAUUGCGGCUUUUUUUUAGGGUCAAGCGGCGUUUUGAUCAAUGUGGUUCAAUUACGAGAAAACGGGGGACUUCUUCUAAGAGCUAUUGCCGCUAUCAAGUGGAUUCUUUCAGGGAUAUAAAAAAAUGCAUAGUACCCUUCAUGGAUCAGCACACUUUGUAUACCGAAAAGGCUAUUCAUUAUGCAAAGUUUAAAAAAGUGGUAGAUUUAAUAGAAAGGAAGGCUCAUCUCAACCGGUCGGGCUUUUUAGAGAUUGUGGAGAUAGCUUAUGAUAUGAAUCAAGCGGGUAAGCGUAGAAAGUUGACUAAAGAAGAAUAUUUACAGAAAUACUGUAGUUUUGAUCCAAAGUUAUGAUAUAGUCUGAUCAAUAGGUAGCGUAAGCUACUGUAUGAUUUGUGGAAGCUGCCAUCCUUUGAAGAAAGCGUAAUAGCUCACUGGUCUAGCUUCAUUGCACCAAAAAUGUAUCGGGGCUCAAGUGAUUCACCGAAGCAACGAGACUUAAAAAGUCGGUAGCGGAACGUUCUGUAAGUUGAAGAAGAUUGUUGAUAACAACAGUUGGAAAUAUCAGAAGUGAAAAUGCUGACAUGAGUAACGAAACAUCAUGUGAAAAACAUGAUCGCCGAAUGUUCAAGGGUUUCUGCGUUCAGUCAAUCUGCGCAGAGUUUUGCGGUCCCUAAGUUGACUCCGAAAGGCAGUAUUACGAUGGGUACACGAAAGUGACGAGGCUUUUUUUUACUUUGAAAAGAUGCCUUUAGGCUCCGUGACAUUCGCUUGUUUCGCAAGCGAAACAUGGAAAACCUUUUGGCUGUUAUUGGAUCAACUUACAAGGUAAGAGCUUCCAAGAAAAAACUUCGUGCUUCUUUUAAGGAUUCUUUUUCCCCAAAAGAAGUCAACCGUACCCCAAACCGACACAGGUGAACAAGUAGAGUAUACUAAGGCGCUUGAGAGAACCAUGUUGAAGGAACUCGGCAAAAUGACCCCGUAACUUCGGGAGAAGGGGUGCUUUGCUCUUUGCCAUGCAAGGAGUAAAGUGGCACAUACCAGAGGGUAGUCGCCGCCCUCUUUAAAUUUCACUAUAUGCGGGAACACCCAACGGGCAAUCCGCAGGAAAAAACACACACACAAAGCAAAAUGACCUCAACUCACACAUAUACCAGAACUUGGCAAUUUGACUUGGUAUUCAUUAAAUGAAGAAGGUGAUAUACUUAAUUUGACAUUACCAGCUCUGACGAGCCUGUAUUUCUAUUUUUAGACUAAUGCCACAACCUGAACACACUUAUGUUGGAUCCACCAACAACUUAAAGCGAAGAAUUCUGUAUCAUAGAUCAGAUUUUGCUCGUAAUAAGAAUACUUGCCCUUUGUUCUACCAAGCAAUUCGUGAGCAUGGUUGGCAGCAGUUUGAGUUUGCUGUAUUAGAGCAUGUUUUGGUUGAAGCCCACUUGCUGCAACGAGAACAAUAUUAUUUAGAUAGUCUUUUACCGCAUUUUAAUGUAAAUAAGUUAGUAUGGUCUGAAAAGGGUAUAUCGCGUUUUCCUCAGGAUGCGCAAAUUGAUCGGAUCAAGUGGCCUAGAAAAUUGUCGGACGAAACUAAAGCCAAGAUUAGCGUAGCGCGACAAGCACAAAUGCAAGACGAGGCUUACGAAUUGAUUCGCCAAAAAAUGCGAGAAAGUCGCUUAGGCAAGACUCUGUCUACCGAAACACGAGAGAAGAUGCGCCAAGCUCAUUUAGGCAAAAAACGUGGGCCAUAUAAACAAAAGAAAAAAGAUUCCUAGAAAUGAUUGUGCCUUUUCUGUUCUGUGAGGCCUCUCCUGUAUGGGAAAUAGGAUUAUGGCAGCACAUCUCGGCAUGGUUACGACAGUAUGGUUGCGCUUAUUGUGUAUGUGUAAUUCCUCAGAGACUCUAGGUGAAAAAGACCAUUGAAUGGCUUAUGAUAGAGUCCACGUAUUUAUUCACCUCCGACUCCUCGGUAUCGCAGUCCGGCAUGAUAUACUACUUUCUUGCUCGGCAAAAAAAGGUAAUACCUAUGGGGAGGAAAGGCGAAUGAGUAUAAAUAAACCUGGACGACUGUUUACUAAAAACACAGGACUCUGCUAAGUGGUAACACGAUGUAUAGGGUCUGACACCUGCCCGGUGCUGGAAGGUGAACAGGAGAAGUCUUAACAGCUUUGAAUCGAAGCCCCAGUAAACGGCAGCCGUAACUCGUAAGGGUUAGAUGUGUAGUAAUACAUGUUGAUACAAUCCGACUAAAUAAAGGGAUCUCUU